Molecule: messenger RNA, 624 nt
Organism: Chondrus crispus (carragheen)
Lineage: Eukaryota; Rhodophyta; Florideophyceae; Gigartinales; Gigartinaceae
Exons: 2
Coding region: 1-624 (207 amino acids)
Source: RefSeq, a predicted model, not a curated record
AUGAUUCGCGCCAUAUCAAUUACGUGUAGUGCAGCGCUCGUACAAGACACGCUUUCCUCUCGUUACAGAGGCUUGCAAGAUCUGAAAACGUGUAACGUCCGACCAAGUGACGUUUGCGUACCAAAAGGAGGCGCUAUCGACUUGUUUUGGAUCAAUACGAUUGGGAAAAAUGCCUGUCACAAAGAAAAGCCUGUCUACUUUUCACGGUACAAGGACGGGAUCGACAACCUCCUCACUAAAAAGUGCCUAUACAUGCUCACAUUGUCAUCAUCAGGAAAUGAGCUUACGCAAAGGGAGUACUGUGGUCGUUUGCUGGUGACGGGGGAGCCUGCGUUGCGAACUGGGUUGUCAUUCGUACUACCGCGCGGGUCGAAUAUGACGAGUCACCUCAGUGAAAAGACAGUGUUUUUGACUGAUGCGGGCGUGCUCCCCACUCCAGAAAGGUACUUGCGAGCUACUGGAAAGUGUCCAGAGCAGAAUCUUACACUCAAUGUGGAAAAGUUGCGCUUCUUCUUCUACAUGGCGUUCUCUGCAUGCUUGUUCAUUUUUCUAGAGAUGAUACUUGACUCGCAGCAACCACCGAGUCUCGAGGCAUCCAAGCUAGAGAACGGUAGUGGUAGUUGA